CACGGCUAGCUCGGUGGAGCGCUUUGAUCGCAUGGAUUUGUAAAGCCGAACAGUAAUAACGCGUGAAAACCAGAACAGUAGAUGUCGAUAGACCGACACACGAGGCGCGGCCAUGUUUUAUACAAUUCCCUUCCUGUGUAAGAUUAGUUGACGGUUUGACGCCGUUGACGGUAGUUAGCAUAGAGAAGCUAAGCUAAUGAGUCAUAUUGGCUUUCUCGCUGACAGUAUCCAUGAAUCCAUGACAACAAAUAGCACGUCUAGUCGCAGUUCUACAACCAUAUCUAACGUUAAAGGGAUAAAUGAAUAUCUUUGCGUUGCUCGUCUCCUUGAAUACGCACAACAACAAGUGGUUGUAACUGCGCAGCUGGAUGUAGUCUGCUCUGCGAUGAUGGUGUAGAGACUGAACAACUACAGCUGAGGUCCUUCUUCAGUUUGGUUUUCCUUAACACACGGGAUUCCCUCGUUAUCAGUUCACUUGACACGGGACAUCUGACAGCUGUCAUCAUGUCGGACCUGGACACACUCAUAGUCACCUUCCAGACUCAGCUGUCCGAUGUGAUGGAGACUGUGGUAAAGACAGCCAUGUAUGAGGUCACCAGGUUGGUGGAGGACGGCUUCUUGGAGGAGGUGAAGCGCAGGAACCAGGAGGUAGAGGCCCUGAGGAUGCAGCUGCAAUGGGCUGAGAGGAAAUUAAGUGACCUAGAGGGGAACGAAGGAGGAAGAACUGGGAAGUUUGUUGACUGUGCCAAAGACGAUGUUGAACUGUCCACUAAUGAUAUGGAAGAAAGACUUGAAGAACCGCAGGAUGAUGUAUCGAGGGGCUGUGGUGUGAAAGAAGAGGGUGACUCUGUUGAAAGAUGGACAAGAACCCCUAGCGGAGAAAUUAAAUCGGAGUCAACACAGGUGGCCGUUCUCAGCCCUGAAAGGGAAAAUCAGGUAAUGGAAAAAGAGGAUGUGAUGCCAGCUGUGGAUGUGAAGGAAGAAGAAGUAAAUAAGCUCUCAUGUUCUUCUGUGCAUGUGGGAGGGUGGAGCGUUAACCUUGAUGGUAAAACAGUUUCCCACAGUGCUAGUGAGAUGACAGAAGCACAUCCAAAACACACUCCAGAAACCAACGAAGGUGAGGAGUUAUUGAGGAAUGUAGACCCACAGAUAUCGACUGCAUAUGUCUUUCCUGAGGACCAGGAGGAGUCUCACAUGGCUAGCGAUUCAUCGUUCGAGAUGGACACCAGUUGGGCUGGCCUCACUCACACGACAGCUGGGUUGCUGCAUAAUCACAGACUUGGAACUGAUAAGGACUGCGAUGCAGCCAAAAUUCGGGGUUCUCUAAAGCAAACAGAACACGAGCUGUCAGACUCUCUUACAGCAGAUGUUCAAGUUCAGCUUACCCCAGGCAGAGAUCACAUUUCAUCCUCAGGACCCCGUAAGGCAAGUCUGCAAAAACGUGACCCAGUGAAUGUGUCUAUCAAGCAGGAGGUUGUUGACUCUGAUGGGUGUGAGAAUGGCCAAAACACGGAGAAGAAAGCAGGGACAAAGUCAGGGACAGCAUCUUUUUCAUGUUCGGUAAGGCGGCACAGGGUGGGUUCAGAAUCAUUCAAGCAGAACCACAAUUCCCAUAAAGCCACAGUGCAGGAGGUCAUGAAGCUGAAUUCUAAAAUGGGUACAGGUGUACGGUUGCAAGCUGCCAUACAGCACCUCCAUCGACCGAUGAAAAAGCUCCCUCACACGCUCUCUAACAGCACCGGCACAGCAUCGUCUGUAGCUCACUCUCAGGUCAUGAACUUAAAUCCCCUCAACAGAGUUCCCACCACAUCUAAAGCUCCGCCUCCCACGCUUUCAGUCCAGCGAGUACACCUGGGUGACAAACAAGCCACGGCGCUCAACCGAACUGGCGCCACGUGGGUCAGCAUCAAAACCCAUCAUCAGUCUGCUAACCCCUUAACCCUUCCAGAUUGUCACCCUAACCCUGGCCCUAGGCAUCCGCAGCGCUGCGGGCAUUGCGGAAAAUGCUUCCCCCACCCCAGCAACCUGAAGGCCCACCUGCAGACUCACACGGGGGAGCGACCUUUCUGCUGCUCCCUCUGUGGCCGUAGUUUCACAAAGCUCAGCAACCUCAAGGCCCACCGGCGGGUCCACACCGGAGAGAGACCCUACUGCUGCUUGGCUUGCGGCAAACGCUUCACCCAGAAAUGUAACUUGAAACGUCACCAGAGGAUCCACCUAGAUGUAUGAUAACGGACAGCCAGUGAUGAAAAGACAAGUUUGGUGUGCGUGUGUGUGUUUCUUUUACAUUAAAAUGCUACAGUGUCUGUCUCCUUUGCAGUGUAAUACAGUUGCCGUGAUGCAUUGCAAGGCUACUUCUUGUGUAUGUGUGUCUUGAAGUGAUUGUUCCAAAGUUUUUCUGUGCAUUCCAUGAAGGUUUAUAUACUAAUCAUUUUUAUCUGAAGGUGUUGUAGUGUUAUUAAAAGGAUGAAAAUCAGUUUGUUGUAAAUUCAUCAUGCACAAAACAGGUCAACUGUCACCACUGGUCAAUACAUGGCAAUUUAUUCUGUGAAUAUUCAAAUUCUUCCUUUACAUCCAUUACAGUGUGAGCACAAAAAGCACUUCUGCUUGACCGUGAUCAGGGCAUUGAAUUUGUUUGCAAUCACUUCCUAUCCACUUUCAUUUUCUGCUCCUGUCAUCCUGCUGCUCAAUUCUCCAGUCUGGUUUUUUUUGUGUUUCCAUCUCAGACAAUAUUAAUAUUAUUCUAUCCCUAUUUAUAUAUUAUAAAUAUAUUAGAUUGAUGUUAAUUUCAC
This is a messenger RNA of Scomber scombrus (Atlantic mackerel), 2792 nucleotides long. Its product is annotated as Krueppel-like factor luna. Gene Ontology annotation, molecular function: RNA polymerase II cis-regulatory region sequence-specific DNA binding; DNA-binding transcription factor activity. The transcript has 4 exons. Gene Ontology annotation, biological process: regulation of transcription by RNA polymerase II. The record is from RefSeq and is a predicted model, not a curated record. NCBI's taxonomy places the organism in Eukaryota, Metazoa, Chordata, Actinopteri, Scombriformes, Scombridae. Bases 505 to 2229 code for a protein of 574 amino acids.